Molecule: messenger RNA, 539 nt
Organism: Neltuma alba
Lineage: Eukaryota; Viridiplantae; Streptophyta; Magnoliopsida; Fabales; Fabaceae
Product: transcription factor TRY-like
Exons: 3
Coding region: 95-355 (86 amino acids)
Biological process (GO): regulation of DNA-templated transcription; cell differentiation
Cellular component (GO): nucleus
Molecular function (GO): transcription cis-regulatory region binding
Source: RefSeq, a predicted model, not a curated record
CCUGUACCUAAGCUCUUUAUUAUUCUGCUUCUUUAAAUCGCAAGCCCUCUUUUCAAUUCUUCUCUUAAUUAGCUAGCCACUUCUGGAAGGUUCCAUGGACAAACAGCGAAGAAGGCAGCACGAGGCUACUGCCUCUGGGUCUGACUAUGAAGAGGUGAGCAGUAUCGAGUGGGAGUUCAUAAACAUGUCAGAGGAGGAAGAAGAUCUCAUCCGCAGAAUGUACAAACUCGUUGGAGACAGAUGGGGUCUGAUAGCUGGUAGAAUCCCGGGUCGAAAAGCUGAAGAGAUCGAGAGGUUUUGGAUUAUGAAGCAUGCCCAAGUGUUUGCCAGCAGAAGAGAGAAUCUUGGCUCAUAAUGAAAUCCUAAAGCCAUCAUCAUUUCACUCUCUCUUGAUUUCUUAUAAUGACCAGAAAAUAACUACUAAAAGGUUUCAAAAAUAAGAAGUUGUGAUUUUCUAUGUGAGAAUAGAACUUGUUAUUACGUGCUGCUUUGUUAUUAUUGAAACCUUUUAAUAAUUAUAUUUCUUUUUUAAGAUUUUA